This is a messenger RNA of Gossypium arboreum, 1699 nucleotides long. Its product is annotated as adenylate kinase 4-like. Gene Ontology annotation, cellular component: cytoplasm; mitochondrion. The record is from RefSeq and is a predicted model, not a curated record. The transcript is spliced from 6 exons. Gene Ontology annotation, molecular function: ATP binding; AMP kinase activity. The coding region runs from base 669 to 1136 and encodes 155 amino acids. Gene Ontology annotation, biological process: nucleobase-containing compound metabolic process. NCBI's taxonomy places the organism in Eukaryota, Viridiplantae, Streptophyta, Magnoliopsida, Malvales, Malvaceae.
AUGAUAUAUAAUAUAAAAAAUAUUUAAAUAUUUUAUAUUUCAUUUUAUUUUUAAUAUAUAUUUUAAAAUUAAAACUAAUAAUUGAUAGAAUUAAAUAAUUCACAAUGAUUUAAAAUUAAAUAAUUCAUAAAGUAAUAUGUAAUACAUGAAAAAAAGGAAUACAAAUAUUAUAAUUCGAUGUUUUCAAUUCUAAAAUAGAAUCUCCAACCUUUUAUUAUCGUCCCUGCAUUUUCUUAGACAGAAAUAAGUUUUGGAGUAGUAAUAAUAACAAUAAUAAUAAUAAGAAGAAGAAGAAGAAGAAGAAGAAGAAGAAGAAGAAGGAGUGACAUCUUUAUCCUUCAUUGCCAGAUAUGUCAAACCGAGCCUAUCAAAAUCACAUCCAUCUGUUGUAGUCUCAAGGCAUGACCGCUCCGCUACCCACUACCUCACCGUACUGGUUUUUCGUGACAGUCCUAACAACCCUACUGGAAAGGCCCAAAAAUAGAUGAGUAUCACCAAGUAAAACCAAUUCUAAAACACAGGAAAAGAAGCUCUUAAUUUUGGAAAAUGUCUUACCGUUUCUAAUUCGGUAAGACAUUUUCAGGAAAAUUAGAAGCCGAUCUUCUCUUUCCCUUUAACUUGAAAGACUGUUUAAAACUUAGAUCCAAAAACCCUUAGAAAGCAAAGAAAUGACGAGUAGUUCGGUGAACUUGGAAGAAAUACCCUCCGAAUCUCUAAUGAAUGAGCUUCUCCGCCGUAUGAAGUGCGCCCCCAAACCCGAUAAGCGCCUCAUCCUCAUUGGUCCACCUGGAUCUGGAAAAGGCACUCAAUCACCAAUAAUUAAAUAUGAGCACUGCUUGUGUUCCUUGGCCACUGGUGAUAUGCUUAGAGCUGCUGUUUCUGUUAAAACCCCACUUGGUAUCAAGGCCAAGAAAGCUAUGGAUAAGGGAGAACUUAUUUCUGAUGACCUGGUUGUUGGCAUUAUCGAUGAAGCGAUGAAUAAACCUUCACGUAAAAAAGGUUUCAUUCUUGAUGGGUUUCCCAGGACUGUAGCACAAGCACAAAAGGAUCAUUUACAUCACAAAAUUGCUCAGUGUUACAUAUCCACGGGAGAAAAAGUGCUAGCAAUUCAGUUCAUUCGAAAAAGUGCUAGCUAAAUUGUUGAAGUCAUUAAGCUCAUUAGCCAGGUUAUUAAAGAUUUUUGAAGUGGUGAGUUUGUUUGACUGUGAUGUCAAAAUUGAAGACUAUUUGCUAAAGAGUUAUUACAAAACAGCUUCAUUGAUUGCAGCUAGUACCAAGGGAGCCGCCAUUUUCAGUGGAGCUAAUCGUAGUGUAACAGAGCAAAUGUAUGAAUAUGGAAAGAAUCUUGGCCUAUUAUUCCAAGUUGUUGAUGACAUAUUGGAUUUUACACAAUCAGCAGAGCAGUUGGGGAAACCAGCUGGUAGUGAUCUAGCAAAAGGCAACCUCACAGCACAAGUUAUAAACAUGGCAUGAAGUUGAAACUUGUACCAAUAUAGAACAGCUUUCUUAGGAUAUUAAUUGGUUCCUUGUCACUGGUUGUAUGUUCAUACAAGGCUUUGAACUUUGACUUGAGCUCCUAGUUUCAAUGUCUUCUGUCUGAGAAAAAAUAAUUUCUCUGUUAAAUUAAAUUGACGAACAAUAAAGUUUUUGUGGUCAUCAAUAUUAAGCUAAUAAACUUCCAUUAUGUAUACAAGGAAAA